Ostrea edulis (European flat oyster) is the source of this 4972-nucleotide messenger RNA. RefSeq names its product nucleoredoxin-like. The record is from RefSeq and is a predicted model, not a curated record. Gene Ontology annotation, molecular function: thioredoxin-disulfide reductase (NADPH) activity. NCBI's taxonomy places the organism in Eukaryota, Metazoa, Mollusca, Bivalvia, Ostreida, Ostreidae. The coding region runs from base 80 to 1330 and encodes 416 amino acids. The transcript is spliced from 7 exons.
GAAAUGAGAAUCUAAUUUUAGAACAAAGCACAUUACAUUCUGGCACGGUGCAUCAAGGAGUCUGUCUCUCAAUGUCGACAUGGCUAAGAAGCUUGAGUCUUUACUAGGCGAUCACGUCCUCCGUCAAACGGGGGACACGCUAGAACAGGUGCCCGUAGGGUCACUCUGCGGGGAGGGACGCGUGGUAGGGCUCUACUUCUCAGCGCAUUGGUGCCCCCCGUGUCGGAAUUUCACACCGGUCCUGGUCGAUUUGUACAAAAACGUGAAAAAAUCUGGCGACAAUUUUGAAAUUGUGUUUGUGAGUUGGGAUAAGGAUGAAUCGAGUUUUAAGGAGUAUUUUUCCUCAAUGCCAUGGACGGCGGUGCCAUUUGAUCCAAGGAAAAAGGCCAAACUGACCAAAAAGUUCCGAGUCCAGGGAAUCCCAAAGUUAGUAUUGAUUGACAGUGGGACUGGCAAAGUGAUUACAUGUGAGGGAUAUUCCUGUGUAAUGAAUGACAAGGAUGGUCAAGAGUUUCCAUGGAGACCCAAAAAGUUCAACGAAGUGAUUCAGGGGAGAUUACUAUGUAGUGAUAGAAAAGAAGUAGAUGCCUUAGAGAGCUUGAAAGGAAAACUGGUGUGCCUUUACUUCUCUGCGCACUGGUGCCCUCCAUGCCGUGCCUUCACCCCUAACCUUGUCAAACUUUACCAGAAGUUCCAAGAGGAGAAAAAGAAUGUGGAGAUUGUGUUUGUGUCGUCUGAUCGCUCAGAGGAAUCGUUUGACCAGUACUUCAAUACUAUGCCCUGGCUUGCUGUUCCGUUUGGAGAUUCUAGGGUUGACAAGAUGAAGAAUCUGUUUGCUGUGGAUGGUAUACCUAUGCUGGUUGUGCUGGAUGAGCAGGGAGAAGUCAUUACGCUGAAUGGACGGGGAGCAGUUAUGAUGGAUGAAGAGGGAAUAGAGUUUCCAUGGCAUCCCAAACCUGUAAAUGAACUAACUAGCAAUGCAGCAAUACAACUGAAUGAAUCUGCUUGUCUGGUCCUGUUUACAGAGGGAGAGGAUGAGGACAUAGAGUGGGCAUCAGAAGUCCUGACCGAGGCCGCCACUAUCGAACAUAACAAAGGGGAGGAUCAAGAACUCUUCUUCCUCUUUGGUGGAGACGAUGAAAUCUGUGACUCUGUGAGGAAUUUUGCCAAGCUUCCUGAUCCUUGUCCUCUGUUGGUUAUACUGGAUUUCCCGGAGCAGAAAGUUUACAAGUGUACAGAAAAAACAAUCUCCAGUGAUGUCGUCAAAGACUUCGUCCGGGGAUACUUCAGUGAAACACUGGAGCCAGUGGCUCUCAGAGGCCCUGAAUAGGCACAGGGAAGUUAUUGUAGCCCUGAAUAAGCACAGGAAGUCAUAUUGUUAAUGAAUUUGGGUGGGAAUAUACAGAACCUCCCUAGAUUAAGUUUUGGGGUAAGUGGGGAAUGGGAUAGGGAGGGAGGGAGGCACUGGGAUGGGAGGUGUCUCUAUAGGGGUGUCAACAUCAUGACACAGUGUUUAGUGUCUCCAAGUUGUAUGAUCUGUCUGUGUUUUUAUUUAGAAUGUUUGUUCAUGAGAUGAACUUUAUUGUGUGACCCAGACACUGUGUUAUAUAAUUUGAAUUACUGUCUGUUAGUGGGAACCACUGAUGUCCAUGUUCAGGAGGGAGGGGCUUGUACUACUACUAAUAUAAUAUCAGUACAGUGUAUGUGUGUUUUGUGUCCCAGGUUAGUUAAUUGUGGCAUGGAGUGUGUACAUGUAAUAAGUGUUUAACCCUUCUCUUGGUAUUAUCCAUCCAUUCAUAGGAAGAGUUAUUACAUUUAUUUUGUAAGGCCCCGUGCUUCGUCCAUGUAUUCAAGAUAUGAUGUGCUUUAUUUUUGUGAUUCCAUAGUUGAUUUAAUAAAUUUAUUAUUUCGUAUCAGAGUAAUUGAAUUUUAGGCUAUGAAUUUAUAUUAGGUCAUGUUCUUACAAAAUUUUGCAUUUUAUAUAUACAAUUCUGGCAAAUAAUAUUUUUACUGCAUUAUAUUGAAAUAUACAAUUCGUGUAUGGUGCAUUAUCUGAGUGUAGACUGGAUAAUUAUUUGUAUUUAUCUAACAAUUCUGUUGUAAACCAAUCAUAACUAUAACUGAAUUGUCACAAUUGACUAUUGGGUUUAUGCAAUAUAUUUUGUGAAAAGUUGAAUACCAGUUUAUGUACAGACUUUAUUUAGUGCUGAUUGUGCAGUCAUUGAUGUUUCAGUAUUACAUUGUUACAGUUACGACAACCAUUUAAUGGUCUACAUCUGUAAAUAUAGUGCUGUAUGAUACAUGUGUUGUGAUUAGUGUAUACAGGAGGAAGGUUAUCUGAUUAAUCUCAUGAGAAAGCUUACAGUCUUAAGGUAGUACCAGAUAGAUAUGUAAAAUUUCCCUCAAAGUUCAAUUUUUUGGAAACUUUUAAUAUUUUGUUCUAAGGAACAAAACCUCUUGCUUUGCAUGGUAUAAAGGAAAUUCUAGCUGUCUUAUCCUUUUUUUUCUCCACAUAGUUUCAAAUAUAGGGUAUGAGACCCCAGUUAUAAGAGUAGGGAAUUAAACAUUUGUGAUAAGAAUGUGCCCUAUGUAGAAAUUAUCUACAGAGAUUUUACAAAAAUUAAUACUAUACUUUUUUUGAAACUGACCUAUUUGGUGCUGAAUCUCAACAAAAUAUAUUGUAAUUGAAAUGUUUGUGUACACCACAAUGUACAUUAUUACAUGGCUUAUCAACAGCAAAUCUUAUAAAAAUGCUAAUUUGUGUGAAGAUCUCUAAAAAGGAAAUGCAUAAUUCAAAUUAAAAAAAAAAUCAACAUACUAAAGGAACAUUUUAAUGAUACAGAAAUUGAUAUACAGAUGUACAUGUAUUUUAGAAUAAAGAAAAUUCAUCCUAGGAUUUGGGAUAUUUUGGACCUUUUUAGAAAAUUUCAUUAGGAAAAAAAUUGACACAUUCAGCAGAUGACAUCAUCAUUACAUUUGACCUUGACCUUCAUUAUGUUUUCAGACAAAAGUCUAGACUGCUUUUAAAAAAUACAUGUGUCCAAAUUUCAGAUCUCUACUUGCUAUGCAACAAAAGAUAUACAAUAUUAUUUUAUCAUAGACAGUUACUUGUAAAUCUCACAAUUUGAAAGACGGAAUAAUAUUGCAUUAACAUUUAGACUCCCAGACUUCCAAUAUAUUGGAUGUCUCCAACAUUUUUCACAAUACACAAAAUACAUGUCGUGUAUUAUAUAAGUUUGUGCAGAACAUCAUCAAAUAUUAUUAUGAUGGAGAUUUCACUUAUUAAUUUAAGGAAUUUAGGAUAUUGGUGAAAACUGAUUUUACAGGUGUUUGGUACUAUCUUAAUUGGACCAGCUUCACGUAUUAAUUUUAUAUUCCUACACUCGAGAAGAUCUGAUUUUAAUUUGAUUAGAUAGAUAUGUAGACAUUUGAAAUGUCAGUGCUUUUUUGUGCCUCAAUCUCAUACAUGUAAAAUUUCUGUAUUUAUUUGAGUAAAGGAAGAUGAUGCAACCAGAAAUUACAAUGCAUAUAUUGCGAGUGACCGAGGUCAGACGGGGGAUGGUCUCACAGAUCAGAGAAAAGCAGUCUGAAGGUCACAGGUCUAAUGAUAUUUAUACAUGUAAGGAUUCACAACAUCUGCACUUAAUGAUCACAAUCAAAGGAUUAGAAUCUCAUUUGAUAUUUAUAUAAUUAGUUACAUAUAUAAUAUGUAUAUACAAAAAUGUACAUGUAUUUGAUGUAUAUGCACUGUAUAUAAUGAGUGUGCACUCCUUGGGAUUUGUUAAUGGGCAGUCACUGUGGUAGAUUUUAAUGGUGUAUUUGCAUAUUGUAUCUCAAAUCAUACGAAAUGUAAUUUAAAACAUGUAUGAUAUCUAAAUGACAGAUUAUUAAUAACCCUCAGUCUCUACUUGAUAUUUACAUCUAUUUUCAACUUUAAUGAUAACGAUCCUCAUGAAAUUUUUGUCAUGGUUGAAACAGAUUAUAUCACAUAUCAUGCAUUUGAUAUAUUCUACAUUUUAUUGCAUAUCAUUGUGGAUUUUAAGUACUUGCAAACAUACGUGAAGGCUUUACAAUGUGAACUGGUUGUGGUUUGAAUUAGAAGGAAGGACAAGGUGUACAUCAAAUGCAGCGUGUUUAAUGCAUCUGUGUUAUGUAUUUACUCUGGAUGAUUUAACAGAGAUGAGAAAUAAUGAUCAACGAAAUUGUGUUGCGGUAAACUGGCUGUUGACGUUAGAUGAAAUACUGUGUGAACAGAAGCUUAGCCUCUGAUUUCCGUGUAUCCAGUGUGGAUUUUGUGAACUUGAGUUUGAUUUUCAGUUUGUUUACUGUCAUUAUACAUAGGAAAUAGUGGCUUCCAUCAUUGUUGUAUGAAAAUCUACAUUUUAAGGCUUUUUUAGUUCAUGUUUUUUCACUUCAAAGAUUUUCAUAUAAUUAUUUAGGCAUGUACGUCUUAUUACCGGUAUAUAAAAGGACAUUCGCGACAUUUAAUUUCUCGUAAUUUUUUUUCCAUCUCCUCGAUAUGAAGAGUUCUUGUAUGAUUUAUGAAAUAGGUUUAAUUUUAUAUUGUAGCAAUAUUACCACUUGUUGUAUAUUGUCGUGGGUACAUGUAGCUCAGUGGUUAGCUCACCUAACUAUAUAGUAAUGAAAGUGUCCUGGGUUCCAUCUCCAAUUUUUCCAAAGAUUUUUUCCCCUUCUUUGCGACAAUAACUAGUAUUCAAGAAGUCAUCAUUAUAUUCAUGUGGAAUAAAAAAAACAGACCAUGCAGCUUUUCCUCCGAUUUUGAUAGAUUUCAUAUUGUGUGCAAGUCUCGGGAGCCACUUUUCCCUGCAUUACCAGCUUGCUUUUUGUUGUUGUAUAUGUUAGAGACAUGUGCAUUGUAACACUGUUCCUGUGUUGAUUUUGUUUACAACUUCAUCCCAGAUGAAGUUAUUAAAGAAUGAUGUUUUAUUUAAUAAACAGUCAUGCAAAUUAA